AUGAUGAAAAAGUAUGCAUAUAUAAAUGAUGAGCGAUUGGGGAAUGUUUAUUUUCCUAUAGCAGCAGCAUGUAUAUCUGGAGAAUGCAGUGAUCUUCGCGAAAAAUUUACGCCUGAUGAAGAAGUUAUAUUCACGGCGCAGAAGCAAGCGCAACCCCAAAAUGACUGUCAGUUUGUCGCAACGUCUGUUAUAAAGAAACGUGAAUUGAUACCUGUAUCUGGAAAAAUAUGUGAAAUUUACGAUAAAUAUUGUUACGCUGAAGUUAAAAAAUAUGGGCGAGUUUUCGUACCUUAUUCGGCUAGAAACGAUUUCAACAAGCUCAACAAACCAUGGUUGGGAUAUGGUGCUGAAAUGGAUAAGACUAUCCAGUUGAAGAUUUUUCGCCAACCGGAUAUCAAGAAUUGCCGAUAUGUUGCCUGGAGUAUAAAUAUGAAUCUUGUAGAUGAGAAGAAAGGUUUUGAAAAAGUUCCCGAUAGAGCCAAUGGUCAGAUCGGUGUUAUUGUUGUUAUUCCAUCGGAUGGCGAUUUAACCGUAUAUUCUUCGCAAUCUGGGAAAGCAACGCUUACCUUCGUAUUUUGCGAGAAGUCGUGGAUGAGUAUUGGAACGUGUAUUCGCUAUGACGUUGUUAAACAAGUUGAUACGGAGUCAAAAGCUAUCUGGAUAGUGCGGAACGUUGAAAAUCUUGGACUGGUGAGUGCAGAGCUAUUAUAUCCCGUGAAUGGCGGAUCGCUAAGUGAAAUUGGAGAUUAUAUGAAAUUAUUGUUGAUAAUAAGGAUCCGUGCAAAUUUAUUGUUGCGUUUGAAUGCUGUUGUUAAUCGAGUCUCAUCUAGUACGCAUAAUGCAUGGCUAUGGAACGAUAUUAUUGGUAGAAUUUUUGUUCCUACUCAACAGUUCAGUCAUCGUUUACGUGCAAUGAUUUGUGUGAGGAUAGUUGCAUCAUGGACUGGUACAUUUGAAGACGUUCGCAUGGACUGGCAACAGAUUUAG
Molecule: messenger RNA, 987 nt
Organism: Cooperia oncophora
Lineage: Eukaryota; Metazoa; Nematoda; Chromadorea; Rhabditida; Trichostrongylidae
Source: the annotation of a GenBank genome assembly